Penicillium antarcticum is the source of this 1701-nucleotide messenger RNA. Its product is annotated as carotenoid oxygenase family protein. Bases 1 to 1701 code for a protein of 566 amino acids. Gene Ontology annotation, biological process: carotene catabolic process. Lineage: Eukaryota; Fungi; Ascomycota; Eurotiomycetes; Eurotiales; Aspergillaceae. Gene Ontology annotation, molecular function: carotenoid dioxygenase activity. The record is from RefSeq and is a predicted model, not a curated record. The transcript has 2 exons.
AUGCCUGCUCUUCUCGAGUCAACACCAGAAAUGGACUGGUCCCAGAAAACCAGCGACCACUAUAACAACUGGCCUACUGACAAAGGCUACGAUCCCGAAUACGAACAACGCGAACCAGUUGAAAUCCCAGUCACCGGCCAGUUCCCUGCCUACGCCGCGGGAGUCUUAUACCGCACUGGGCCAGGAAAGAGCCAGAUUCAAGCUGACAACGGAGAAAUCCUGCGACUAACUCACUGGUUCGAUGGAUUCAGUCAAACACAUCGUUUCCAGAUCAGAGCCCCGGAUGAAUCUAAUCCAUCAACUCGGAUAUUCUACAACUCCCGGUUUUCGACCGAUGACCUGAUUGAACAAUCCAGAAAGGCAGGAAAUCUGGACAAAAUCAGCUUCGGGCAGAAGCGCGAUCCGUGCAAGAGUGUCUUAGGAAAAGUCCAAAGUGAAUUCGAACCUGAACCUCAACCCCACCCCGGUCCAGCGAGUGUCAACAUCGGCGUUACUCUUUCGAUCAAUUUCCCGGGCCUUGAUACGCCACCAGGCGAUGAUUCGACCUCACGCUGGACCAACUCUGAGGGAAUUCGAACUCUCUAUGCAAAGACCGACUACAAUGCUUUGAAGAAGCUUGACCCGGAAACCCUGGAGCCAAUAGGUCUGGCCUCGCAGAAAGAUCUGGAUCCCGAGCUCUCGGGGCAACUGUCUGCGUCGCAUGCUCGAUCCGAUCCCGUCACUGGAGACAUGUUCAACUUCAACCUCACUCUUGGACAGACCUGCACAUAUCGCGUGUUCGGGGUAUCAGCGUCCACGGGAGAAACAACAAUCCUGGCAACUUUUGACGCCAUCCCAGCCUAUCUGCACUCUCUCCUCAUUACCGAAGACCACGUUAUCCUGUGUAUUUGGAAUGCGCAUGUGAACCCACUGGCAAUUGAAGAGUCUUUUAUGUCUGCCAUUUUACCAACAGAUCCCAGCCAGCCCGCAGUAUGGUACGUGAUUGACCGCAAGCAUGGCAACGGUCUGAUCGCAACAUACGAAAGCCCAGCCUUCUUCUGUUUUCACACUAUCAAUGCCUGGCUCGAACCGUCCAAGGAAGAUCCAACCAAGAUAGACAUGAUCGCAGACCUUGUCAAGACCGACAGCUCUAACAUCCUGCAAACCCUCCUAUACGAUAACCUGAUCUCUUCACGAGAUACAGCCAAGGAUUUCCAGAAGAACAGGAAUGAUUCCUUCCGUGCUUCGAUUACUCGAUUCAGAUUGCCCAGGAUUCCAUCUGGCCCAGAGUCUGAUAUCAAGAACGCAUCGAUUGAGUGGUCGGUGUGCAAAUCCUUGUCACCCGAGCUGCCGACAAUGGAUCCUAAGCGAGUCACACAGAAGCACCGAUAUGUUUACGCUGUCACCUUCCGUGGAGAGUCUACUUUGACGGAUGGAAUCAUGAAGCUUGAUUGUGACACUCAGCAGGUUCGACUCUGGGCUUGCCAUGGCCAGUCUCCUGGUGAGCCUAUCUUUGUUGCCAAUCCUGAGGGGACGAGCGAGGAUGAUGGUGUACUUCUCAGUGUUGUUCUUGAUGGUACCAAGAGUAAGAGCUAUCUACUUUGUCUUGAUGCGAAGGAUUUGACUGAAAUUGGUCGUGCGAACGUCGAUGGGGCUGUUGGAUUUGGUUUUCAUGGCCAGCAUGUUCCGACCUUGGGUGGUAUGCCGACUGGUGACUACUAG